AAUAUUCGAUGCUUGACUAUGUUUGGUCAUUUUGGUUUUGAAUGUCUGCCUCAUCAAUUGGUGAACAAGUCCAUCCAACAAGGAUUUUCCUUUAAUGUUCUUUGUGUGGGGGAAACUGGAAUUGGAAAAACAACACUGAUUGACACAUUAUUUAAUAUUAAUUUGAAAGAAAAAAAAUCAUCACAUUUUUAUACAACUGUUGGACUUAAUAUACAGACAUAUCAACUUCAGGAAAGUAAUGUUCAACUGAAAUUGACAGUUGUCGAAACAGUGGGAUAUGGUGAUCAAAUGAAUAAAGAAGGCAGCUACCAACCAAUAGUUGACUACAUUGAUGCUCAAUUUGAAGACUAUCUUCAAGAAGAAUUGAAAAUUAGGCGUUCCUUCAUAGAAAGCCAUGAUUCUCGUAUUCAUGUGUGCCUUUACUUCAUUUCUCCUACAGGACAUACUCUGAAAUCCAUUGAUCUAGUAACCAUGAAGAACAUUGACAGCAAGGUGAACAUUAUACCACUUAUUGCCAAAGCAGAUACCAUUUCUAAAAGUGAUUUACAAAAAUUUAAAUGUAGGAUAAUGAGUGAAUUACUUAAUAAUGACAUCCAGAUAUACCAGUUCCCUAUAGAUGAUGAGACUACUGCACAAGUGAAUGCCUCUAUGAAUGGGUACUUACCUUUUGCUGUAGUAGGGAGUAUGGAUGAAGUGAAAGUUGGAAAAAGAAUAGUCAGAGGCCGUCAGUACCCUUGGGGAGUUUUACAAGUGGAAAAUGAAAAUCACUGUGACUUUGUUAAGCUUCGAGAUAUGCUUCUUUGUACAAAUAUGGAAGACCUAAAAGACCAAACUCACAUUAGACACUAUGAACGUUAUAGGAACCUCAAACUGCAUAAAAUGGGUUUUAGUGAUGUGGGUCCAGACAACCAACCAGUUAGUUUUCAAGAAAUAUAUGAGGCCAAAAAGCAGAAGUUCUAUGAUCAAUGUGUAAGGGAAGAAGAUGAAUUGAAACAAAAGUUCAUGCAAAGAAUAAAGGAGAAAGAAAGAACUUUAAAAGAGGGUGAAAAAGAGCUAAAAGAUAAAUUUGAACAUCUUAAAAGACUCCUACUAGAGAAGACAAGAAAACUUGAACAGGACAGAAGACAGUUGGAAGAAGAAAUAAUAGACUUUUAUAAAAGGAAAGUUGCUUCUGAAACACUGCAAACUCAAGCGUACAUCAAUAUGAAAAAGGAAAAAGAGCGUAAGAAAUAG
Molecule: messenger RNA, 1233 nt
Organism: Suncus etruscus (white-toothed pygmy shrew)
Lineage: Eukaryota; Metazoa; Chordata; Mammalia; Eulipotyphla; Soricidae
Gene: SEPTIN14
Product: septin 14
Exons: 8
Coding region: 19-1233 (404 amino acids)
Biological process (GO): cytoskeleton-dependent cytokinesis
Cellular component (GO): microtubule cytoskeleton; cell division site; septin complex
Molecular function (GO): molecular adaptor activity; GTPase activity; GTP binding
Source: RefSeq, a predicted model, not a curated record